Molecule: messenger RNA, 713 nt
Organism: Cajanus cajan (pigeon pea)
Lineage: Eukaryota; Viridiplantae; Streptophyta; Magnoliopsida; Fabales; Fabaceae
Source: RefSeq, a predicted model, not a curated record
UAUUCUUAUUCCUCUAUUAGAUUAGAUAUGACAUUGCUCCACUAUUAAGUAAGGAGUUAUGAACAAGGUAUCGAACUAAUUAACAACAUUAUUGUCUUGUGAGAAUGGCCAAAAACUAUGGCUUCCUUGUCUGCAUUCUUGUCUUGGUCUUGGACAUUGUUGCUGGCAUACUUGGAAUUCAAGCAGAAAUAGCUCAAAACAAGGUGAAGGAUUUGAAGGUGUGGGUGUUUGAGUGUAGGGACCCAAGCUAUGAAGCCUUCAAGCUAGGACUGGCUGCUUCCAUUCUCUUGGCCUUUGCUCAUGCAAUUGCUCACUUGCUUGGUGGGUGCAUUUGCAUGAGGUCCAAAGAAGAAUGCCAAAGUGCCACGGCUAAUAGACAAUUAGCAGUGGCUUUUCUCAUUUUCUCUUGGAUCGUAUUAGCAGUUGCAUUCUCCUUGCUGAUUCUAGGUACCUUAGCCAACUCAAGAUCAAGAGAAUCGUGCGGGGUAUCAAACCGUCGGUUUCUAUCGAUUGGAGGGAUUUUAUGUUUCAUACAUGGGUUGUUCACCAUUGUUUAUUAUGUUUCUAUAACUGCCACACGAAGGGAAGAAAAGUCGAAGCAUGGAAAUCCCGGUGUAGACCACACUUGAUACCAUGAAUCAUUUAUGAAAGUUUAAUUCUAAGACCAAGGAUUUCAAUUGAUAAGAUAAGAAUGUACAACCAUUUACCUUUCA